AUGGAAAAUAGUAGAUAUUCUCAAAAAUCUUUUGAUUAUGUUACUAAAGCGUUGAGUGAAGUGAUUAUUGAUCAACAAUAUAUGUUUGAGAAACAAAAUAAAAAAUUGGAUUCUGUAGAUAAUGCAAUAAAUUAUUUAAAACAAAUUUUAAAUAAAUGGGAUGAAGAUUCUCGUUUAAUUAUUUCUGGUUCACUUUUAUUAAAUGCCCAGAUUUUUGGUUCAGACAUUGAUUGCCUUGUUGUUUUACCUAAUAAACAAAUAGAAAUUAAUAAUUGGGAAAUUAUUUUUGAAGAAAAAUUUUUUGGAAAAAUUUCUAAUAAAUGUAACAUUAAAUUGAGAAAAUGUGAGGAAGAAAUGGAUAAUUCUCUCUAUUGUUUACUUUGUAGAGAUGUCAGAAUUCAAUUUAUCAAAAAAAUUCCUGGUCGAGUACCUUUAAUUAAAAUUAAUUUUCUUGGUUAUGAUUUUGAUUUAAUUUUUAUUUUAUUUUCAAAAAAUUUAUUUAACCAAAUUAAUUCAAUUUAUCAAAAUAAUAAACAACCAAAAAUAAAUGAAAUUGAUGAUAUUAUUGCAAAAUUUGUUUUUGAAUUGGGGGGACCUGAAGAAAUAAAUAAUGGAAAUAAUAAACAUUUUGGGAUGGUUUUGGCACUUUCUGGUUAUCGUUCAAAUUUACAAAUAAAUUUAAUGACAGAAUACAACAAACAUUCAUUUCGUUUAGCAUUAUUAACACUUAAAGUUUGGGCAAAAAGUAAGUCAAAUAAAAAUUUUGUUCGAAACAUGUUUUACUAUAGAAAAAAGUCAUUUUAA
Messenger RNA from Meloidogyne enterolobii, 804 nucleotides. The record is from the annotation of a GenBank genome assembly. NCBI's taxonomy places the organism in Eukaryota, Metazoa, Nematoda, Chromadorea, Rhabditida, Meloidogynidae.